AUGUCUUCCUCUUCAGCGACGACGUUUACGACGACGACGAGCUCUUUUCUUAGUAGCCUUUCUUCUCGCAGCAACAACACCAAGAAAGCGAGAACGAUUAAAAGAAACGUCGUCAGAGCGCAAGAACAACACGAUGACGUAAACGAGGACGGAAACGAGGAAACGAACGAGGAAACGAAGAAAAGAAGUUCAAGCAGCAGACGAAGCGCUCUGAUCAACGCAUCCGCGGCGACGUUAGCGAUGGUUAUUCCCUCUUCUUUUAAAACUUUUUCAAAUUCUGGGUCUGCUUUCGCGGCAUCGUCGUCGUUAUCAUCGAAUAAUGAAAAUGAAUUUGCGGAUGCGAAAUCCAUGCAAAUGUUACGACGAGAAGGCGAGUUUUCGCUCACGGACGAGGAGUGGCGAGAAAGAUUAUCAAACGCCGCAGACACAGACCCGUUCGCGUAUCAAGUGUUGAGAAAAGCAGCGACGGAGAGACCGUUAUCGUCACCGUUGUAUACCGAGAAAAGAGUGGGCACGUACGUGUGCGCCGGAUGCGAGAACCCGUUGUUCAGUUCGGAGACAAAGUACGACAGCGGGACGGGAUGGCCGUCGUUUUACGACCAUUUACCGAACGCGGUGACGGAAGUGCCGGAUUUUAGCAUCAUGUUUUUACCGAGGACGGAGACGAGGUGUAAGAGAUGUCAAGGGCAUUUAGGACACUCGUUCGAGGACGGGCCGAAACCGACUGGGAUUCGAUAUUGCAUGAACGGUGCGGCGUUGAAAUUCGUUCCGAAAGAUGUAUGA
Messenger RNA from Bathycoccus prasinos, 783 nucleotides. Its product is annotated as methionine-R-sulfoxide reductase. Gene Ontology annotation, biological process: response to oxidative stress; protein repair. The coding region runs from base 1 to 783 and encodes 260 amino acids. Gene Ontology annotation, cellular component: cytoplasm. The transcript has a single exon. The record is from RefSeq and is a predicted model, not a curated record. Gene Ontology annotation, molecular function: peptide-methionine (R)-S-oxide reductase activity. Lineage: Eukaryota; Viridiplantae; Chlorophyta; Mamiellophyceae; Mamiellales; Bathycoccaceae.